AUGUUACUGACAAAAUGUUUCACCCAUAACCUUCUCUUAAACUUGUUCAUUUUCUUCACGAUUCCUUGCUCUCUUGCAUCUCUUCCUAUACCAGAUGCAGCAACGGUUCAAACUGUCGCAACAAAUUCAUCUUCACAGGGAACCAUCCCUGCUUUCCCUGAACAAGCUGAUAUUGCAAGAUGUCCUUUAUCUCUCUCAGAUGAACACUUCAAUGGAAUAAAAAACGCUUGCAGUAUCAAAUCCAGCAAACAUGGUGGUGAUUCUUAUGAUAAACUUCAGCAUAGUAGAUGCUGUCCUGUGCUAGCUGCUUGGUUAUAUUCUGCAUAUUCUGCUACUGCUCUUGGAACUGGAAGGGUUUCUUCUGGUUUGGAACAUGGACAUGCUACUGCAUCCUAUGAUAUGCCUUUGUUGCCUGAUGAUUCUGAAACGUGUGAAAGUGAUUUGGGAAGGGCUUUGAAAGUUAGAGGAAUUGAGCUUUUUCAACCGAAUGAGACUUGUGAUGUUGUUUAUUGUUACUGUGGUAUUAGGCUUCAUCCUUUAAGCUGUUCUGAAUCGUUUAAGGUUACUCAUAGUGGAAAUCUUGUUGGAGAUGAAAAUGUGAAGAGGUUAGAGAGAAAUUGUUUGAGUAGUAGCAAUGAUGUUAAUGGAUUUCCUGGUCUAGGAGGUUGCUCUAAGUGCUUGCAUAGCCUCUAUUUGCUUAGAAAGAAGACUUCAAAUUCAAGCAAAACAGGAGACAGAACAACAAAGAUCCAUAACAAAGAUUGUGAACUAAUGGGAUUAACAUGGCUUUUAGCUAAGAAUAGAACAGCUUAUAUUCACACGGUUUCUUUGGUUCUUCGCGCUUUGAUGUUGAGUCCUGAUGGAUCUGAUCCACAAUCAUGCACUCUUAAUAGUGAUGGAAUGCCUCUUGCUGUUGAUUCAUCUGAAAUGUAUGAUCAAUCUUCAUCAACUAAUCUCAGAUCACCAAUCUUUUUUUCUUUGUUGGUUCUAUGUUUUGUACUAGCUAUGCAUUUCAUCAUAUUAUCCACCUAA
Molecule: messenger RNA, 1032 nt
Organism: Lathyrus sativus (Indian pea)
Lineage: Eukaryota; Viridiplantae; Streptophyta; Magnoliopsida; Fabales; Fabaceae
Source: the annotation of a GenBank genome assembly